Molecule: messenger RNA, 918 nt
Organism: Besnoitia besnoiti
Lineage: Eukaryota; Apicomplexa; Conoidasida; Eucoccidiorida; Sarcocystidae
Exons: 6
Coding region: 1-918 (305 amino acids)
Biological process (GO): double-strand break repair via homologous recombination; endosomal transport
Cellular component (GO): cytosol; AP-type membrane coat adaptor complex; late endosome
Source: RefSeq, a predicted model, not a curated record
AUGGUGUAUGGAAUCGUGAUUUUCACGGCCCAGGGGUCGGUCCCGCUUUUCUCGUCCUUCUUCACUCCGGAGGGCAACGACGACCAAAUGCAAAACCGCGAGCAGGCAGUCAUGCGGCGUGUCGUUGAAGACCGUCUCUUCCAAGUUCAGUGCGCCCGCGACGUUAUUCUGGCCUGCGCGCCCUCGCCCUCCUCGCCGACGGGCGCCGCAGCGUCGGCUGGUGCCUCGUUCUCGUUCAGCCGCUACGAGAGGAAGAAGGCGGCGGGGGCGGGCGCUCCAGGGGCUCGCUCAGGCGCCGACGCUGCUUGCCGCAGCCCGGCUAACGAAGCCCCAGGGGCAGCUGGGAAGCCGGGAGAGAGUGAGUCGUCGUUCGGCGGCGGAGGCGGAGGAGCUGUCGGAGCGGCGGCCACUGGAAACCGGGCUUUCCGAGCCUCGAACGCUGGCCGCGCUGCGACGGCGGGCAACGAGAAGGACCGAGAAACAGCGAGUGGAGGUGCCGCGGGCGCCGAAGCAGAGGCUGCGGCGAAGCGACGCGCAGCUGCCAGUGCUGCGGCGGCGGAGGUCAUGGAAGGCGUUUUUCUGCUUCAACAAGCCUCGCUGUUUGCUGCACCCAAGGUCGUCGUCUGGAAGCACGUGGAAAGCAUCAGCUACGCGUUGAUUUGCACUGCGCUUGACAACGUCCUCUUGGGCGCGAACUUCCUCACCCUGUUCAUUCACUGCCUCGCGGACAGUUUCGCCAGCGAUAAGGUCGCCUCCACGCAGGGGUCCUUCGCUCAGCAGCUGCUGAGUCACCCAGAUAUCAUUCUCCUCGUCCUGCACUUUCUUCUUCCAGGCGGGCAGCUGAUCUUCAUCAACGGAAACCAAGCCAAGUUCCUCAAAAAUAAAAUCAAGGCUGCAAUGGAGCAGAAGAGCAACUGA